Molecule: messenger RNA, 436 nt
Organism: Neolamprologus brichardi
Lineage: Eukaryota; Metazoa; Chordata; Actinopteri; Cichliformes; Cichlidae
Source: RefSeq, a predicted model, not a curated record
CUCUAAAGUGGAGAUGGGAAAGUGGAUUGAGGAUCUGAACUUGGCUAUCGACAUGGCCAAGAAGUCUCAAGAGAAAUCCAGCAUCUUUCUUGACGCUGGACUCAGCGAUCGCUCCAACCGGUCGUCCGACGAGGUUUCUCUGGAGCAGGAGUCUGAGGAUGACAUGAACUCCUCCCGCACUUCACUGGACAAGCAGACACACCACCGUGCCAACACAACCAUGCAUGUGUGCUGGCAUCGCAACACCAGUGUGUCUAUGUCUGACCACAGCCUGGCUGUGGAGGUACUCCUCCCCUGCCCCCAAUUACAUGCAAACACGGCCAUUUACAUACACCAGCAUGCACACGACACACACCAACAGCACGUACGUCAAACCUCCCAUCUUCAUACCAGCAUCAGUGGAGUGAGCGGAAAUGGCUUUGCAUUCUGUUUUCUU